This is a messenger RNA of Seminavis robusta, 1110 nucleotides long. Lineage: Eukaryota; Bacillariophyta; Bacillariophyceae; Naviculales; Naviculaceae. The record is from the annotation of a GenBank genome assembly.
AUGGCUGAGCUAGGAAUAUCCACCUUAUUGGUCUGUUUGCAAUUGAUCCUCUGCUUACUCAGCCUUGGCGUCGACGCCUUCCAGUCACCUCCAGACACAUACACGGCACGGUCAAUCUUGUACUCCACUGGCAAUAGUCCCACGUCCAUUGAUGCCUGCCCGUUUUCCAAGAAAUUUCCCAAAUAUCGAAUCGAUCUGUCACGGUCCAAUGGGAACAAGAAGAAUGAAAAACCGUCGUGGGUACCCUUUCUGGGCGACGUGCAAAAAUCCAUGGACAGGGGCAAGCUAGAGCAGCAAUUUCCCCAAGCCGUGGACUGGAUGGAUCCAGAAGCUGCCGGUAUCUCGGUCUUUACCAGACUCUGGAAAAGUGCUGUCAAUCUUUGCGAUGAAGCCGAAUCUACCCAACGAAUAAUCAUUGGAGUAUCUGAUGCACACCAUUGUGGGAUCGCUGAGGACUGGGUGGACAUUUUGAAUUGGAUGCAAAAUGAGGAAGCACUUGCCCCCUAUCGGGAAAUUUCCUUAUUGGCGACAAUUCACAAGGAAGGACAACUGGUGGCAGUGGAGAUUACCCGCCAAGGUGGGCUAUCAUCGGCAAUCACCAGCUCCGACGCUGCGUACGACCCCAAAACACUUAACAGGAGGACUCAGGCUUGGGUAAAGCGAAUAUUGGUAGAUCAAGGAAUUUGUCCAUUUACAAAGAGCGUCAAAGUGAGUGGUCAGGGGCUGGGGGAUCUUGGAAUCCCCGUCGCCAAGAUCCAUUACUGCUCUUCCAACGCCAGCUGCCUUCAAAUAUGCCGCCUCAUGGCAGACACGUGGGAAGAAAUUGCUUUCAUGCUAGAGAUGGGACCCAGUGGCAAGGACGGAAUCAGCAGCAUUCUCUUGGCAGCCCCCGAGUACGACAAUAACUUUGAUCUUUGGUCGGGCCCAAUCUUUGCCAUGCUCGAGACUGGGGUUGUGGCGUGUCGGUUGCAAAAACAAGUGGGAGUGGUUUGCUUUCAUCCCAUGUAUGCGACACCCGAUGGGUCGUCGUUCCCUGGUUUUGGGCACAUGCAUUCGGGCGGACCAGUUGGAAGCCGCAGAAGGACGUCGUACCACGGGAGAGCUGUAUAG